GGAAUAUUACUUUGUGUCAGUUUGAAGCGGGCGGCUCAACGAAUGGGUCGCGUCACAUGGAAAUAAGUUCUGUAAUUGUAAAAUGGAUCCAGUCCAACUAGUACACGAAUGUAUAUUGUCCCAUAGAACUAAAGUUCCUGGCAAUCCAUUCAUAUUGCGACCAUGGCUUUAUGAUAACUCAGCAGCUAAUGCAAAUACAGAUAAUGUACGAAUCAAAGGAAUCAUUGCCGGUGGACUCACAGGUGGAAUCGAGAUGUGUAUUACAUAUCCAUUUAAUUAUGUUAAAAUGCAAUUGCAAUUGGAUGGAAAGGCAGGAGCGGGAAAACAAUACUCAGGAAUAUGGGAUGUAGUGACAAAAACUGUAAAUAAUCGUGGAUUUUUUGGACUUUAUCGAGGACUCACUGUUGUUAUUUCUGGUGCUAUUGCAAAAGUAUCGGUUCGUUUUGGUGCCUUUGAGUCAAUUAAAAAACAAUUUCUUAAUAGCGAAGGGAAACUCUCACCGGAAAAAAGAUUUUUCGCUGGUCUCAGUGCUGGUUUAUGUGAAGCUAUUCUUGUAGUAACACCUGCAGAUACAAUUAAUGUGAAAAUUGUCAACGAUCAACGAUCACCAAAGCCAAGAUUUCGUGGAAUUAUUCACGGUAUCAGCACUAUAAUUAAAGAAACUGGUCUUAGAGGUGUUUAUCAAGGACUUGUGCCAACAAUGAUAAAACAAGGAAGCAAUCAAGCGAUUCGUUUUUUUGUUGUGGAAACAUUAAAAGAUUGGUACAGUGGAGAUGAUAAAAGUAAAGUAGCCCCUAAGCCCAUAGUUGGUCUUUUUGGUGCAUUUGCGGGAGGUGUUUCGGUUUUAGGAAACACUCCAAUAGACGUUAUAAAAACGAGAAUGCAGGGAUUGGAAGCUGCAAAAUAUAAAAAUGCUUGGGAUUGUGCAGUUCAAAUGUGGAAAAUUGAAGGACCAAAAGCAUUUUACAAAGGAACUAUACCAAGACUCAGCAGAGUUUGUUUAGAAGUUUCCAUAACUUUUAUGAUUUACGAUACACUUUUUGACAUUUUUAACGUGAUGUGGUCUUGAAAUUAAUUCACAUCACAUUUUCUAUUAAAAAAAAAAAAUGUAGCAAAAGAUUAGAUAAUGAAAAUUAUAGUUUGCAAAAAUCAGAAUAAGUAGAGCAAACUAUUUUUGAAGAUAAAGAAAAUGUUUUUUUUUUACGUUAUUCUAUUUGAAAAAAGGAUAUAUACAAUCGCGGAGAAGUUUGUCUAAUAGAAUUUAAUAACAAUAAAUACCUUGUAUAUAUGUAUUUUUGUAGAGAUAUGAGAUACUAAGGUACAAUUUUUAUAGGAAGAAAAAUAAUAUUUAAUAAUAAUAGAACUUGUCGAAAAUUGUGAUGAUAUUUUGCGAAACUAAAUAUUAUCUGUCUCUAGUCGAAAUUUCAUUCGAUUUCGAAUGAUUAGUAUUAUUGAAGCUAAAGAAAAUUUAUUUAUCAUGCAAUUUAAUGCGUGUCAAGAGGAAUAAAAUGUUUCGUAGAAUUUUUAUUUCUGUGAUCAUUCCAAAAAAAAAAAAGAAAUUUUCUUUCUUACACUUUUUACUCCAGUAUUGUACUGCGAAAGCCACAGUUACAUGUGCUUUUAUUAAUGAUUAUUAAUAUUACUCCGUUACUCUGUAAUAUUUCAUUCGUAUAGAAGAUUUAAAGUAAUUUCAGUAAUUUUAUCCCUUUUGUGAAAUUUUCAUUAGAGUAUAUAAUAUUAAAUUGUGUUAUACGUUA
Leptopilina boulardi is the source of this 1757-nucleotide messenger RNA. RefSeq names its product putative tricarboxylate transport protein, mitochondrial. The transcript is spliced from 4 exons. The record is from RefSeq and is a predicted model, not a curated record. Gene Ontology annotation, biological process: mitochondrial citrate transmembrane transport. Bases 83 to 1069 code for a protein of 328 amino acids. NCBI's taxonomy places the organism in Eukaryota, Metazoa, Arthropoda, Insecta, Hymenoptera, Figitidae.